GAAAUCACCACGUAUCAAUUGACCAGUACCUUUCUUGUUUGCGAUCGAAAAGGACAGUUUGCCCUCCGGUCCUACUCGUCCACUCUUUAUUCCUUCGAGGAUUUCAAUUGAAAAGUCCUACCAUCUCAGGGAGGCCCCUAGAAAAUGACCAACAUGCACCAAUGUUGCCACGAACAAGACGAUGACUCUUACGCAAGUGGCGCUGAGAAUCAUCGCCAGAACCUUGAUCGACUCAACAGAGAUGUUGCAUUUUACGACCAUAUCAAACAGAUCAUCAGGGGGAGUUAUGGGCCAUCCUUCGGUGGGCAUAUAUGCAUGCCAGGUCACGCGUAUGGCCUAGGCCACAAUGGCUAUGCCCAUGGACCACCGUACAACCCAUACGGUGGGCAUUAUGGACAUCCAGGGUUUUCAGGAUCGCGUGGUAAAAAGAGCUUCUACCCGCCGCAAUACGACAAUGAUUCCGAUUCAGGCGACGAAUCUCCAUCACCUUGGUACCCUUCUUCACCCCCUCCAACUUACGCGACCGGACCAUUGUACACGUCAGGGCGACCUCGACGGUCGCAAUGCGGCGGGCGGUAUGGCCGAGGGCCCCGUAACCCAUGGGCUGAUGCCUUUGAGCAUGACUACUAUCGCUACCCGCCUAUGCCACACUAUCUGUGUGCGGGACAUAAAUAUUGAGAUGAGACUUAUCAAUUAACUUCAAUAAACAAAACUACUCUG
Molecule: messenger RNA, 720 nt
Organism: Didymella exigua CBS 183.55
Lineage: Eukaryota; Fungi; Ascomycota; Dothideomycetes; Pleosporales; Didymellaceae
Exons: 1
Coding region: 145-678 (177 amino acids)
Source: RefSeq, a predicted model, not a curated record